Messenger RNA from Metopolophium dirhodum (rose-grain aphid), 8859 nucleotides. It is a transcript of the gene Ppn, whose product is annotated as papilin. The transcript is spliced from 41 exons. Gene Ontology annotation, cellular component: extracellular region; extracellular matrix. Bases 284 to 7942 code for a protein of 2552 amino acids. Gene Ontology annotation, biological process: extracellular matrix organization. NCBI's taxonomy places the organism in Eukaryota, Metazoa, Arthropoda, Insecta, Hemiptera, Aphididae. The record is from RefSeq and is a predicted model, not a curated record. Gene Ontology annotation, molecular function: serine-type endopeptidase inhibitor activity; metalloendopeptidase activity.
AAUUCAGUCGCUUUUUCGCCGCGAGUCAGUGACGACCCACCAACACACUGUCUCGCAAGACACUCUGUCCGCCGCGGUCUAUUUACACAUAUGCGCACGUCGGUGACGUGACCGUGUGGCUUAUGCGUACCUCCUCUAAUAUAAUUAUAUUAUUGUAAUAAUUCAUAAAUUUGUAUUAUCAUCAUUAUAUGCCAGCCAGGUAAUACGUAACCACACAAACGCACACGUAUCUCUGUGCACUUGUCAGGCAGACGCCGCGAUCGCAGUCCGACGUGCCUUCUAAAUGGACGUGCUCAGACACGAGAGGUACCUGGCAUUGUUGAUACUAAUUAUAUCAUUUAACAUCUCGGUAUCGUUGACCAAACAGCAUCACCUCCGACAUGGUCGACACAAAAGACAACAAUGGAACAAUACAUUUAGCAGCUCCGGAUUCGUACCAGAAUACCAUGUUUAUCUGGACGGGAGUACAUCGGAGAGUGGUGAAUGGAGUCCGUGGUCCGACGAUAGUCAAUGUUCCCGUAGCUGUGGUGGAGGAGUCGCGUUUCAAACCAGGAGAUGUCUGACAUACAGACAAGACGGUUCCGAAGAUUGUACAGGAUCAUCGAAAAGAUAUUAUUCCUGUAAUAUUCAAGAAUGUCCCAGAAAAAGCCUGGAUUUCCGACUGGAACAAUGCGCUGCAUUUAACCGAGUACCAUUUGAAGGAUUGACAUACGAGUGGGUUCCCUACACCAAAGCUCCGAAUAAAUGUGAACUGAAUUGUAUGCCGAAAGGGGAACGAUUUUAUUACAGACAUAGAAAUAAAGUAAUCGAUGGUACAACGUGCGAUGAAGAAAAAUUGGACGUUUGCGUCGAUGGAAAAUGUUUGUCAGUGGGAUGUGAUAAUCUAUUGGGUUCACCGGUAAGAGAAGAUCGUUGUCGAAACUGUGGAGGAGAUGGAUCCAACUGCAACACCGUGCAAGGAAUUUUGGACAUGAAUGAUUUACAGUACGGGUAUACGGAUAUACUUCUAAUUCCAGCAGGUGCUACUAACAUAAGAGUAAGGGAAAUUCAGCCAUCUAAUAAUUAUUUAGCAAUUAGAAACAUUUCUGGACACUACUACUUGAAUGGUAAUUGGAAGAUCGAUUAUCCUAGAAGUCUGAAAAUCUGUAAUUCCGUUUUCCAUUAUGAGAGGAAAAAGCGAGCACUUUACACACCCGAAAUAAUUACAUCUUUAGGACCAAUUUCAGAAGCCAUUUAUAUCGUGUUACUGUAUCAAGAAGCUAACCCCGGAAUCGAAUACGAAUAUAGCAUUCCAACUAGUGCUGCAAAACUAACAUUAUCCAAAGGAUACGGUUGGAUAUAUAAUGAGUUUACUGAAUGCAAUACGACUUGCGGCGGAGGUACAAGAACUCGAAACGUUUGGUGUGCUCAAAAGAAUGACUCUAUGCCUGUACCCGCAGAACUUUGUGACCCAGGUUUGGAACCAUUAAAAUCACAAUCGUGUUCAAUGGAACCAUGUCCACCUAAAUGGGCUCCGGCUAAUUGGACAUUAUGUACACACAAAUGUGGAACAAACGGAACACAAACUAGAGAAGUUGGAUGUGUGCGAAGAAUCAAUGGUGUUGAUGUUCCCGCAGAUAGUAACUAUUGUGAGCAGUAUGAUGGAACUAAGCCAGCCACUGAACAACCAUGCAAUGUGGGGCUAGAAUGCCCAUUAUGGCACACUGAUCCUUGGAAACCUUGUAAUCAACUAUGUGGGGCAGGUAAACAAACCAGAAAAGUUAGUUGCUACAGAAAAGUGGAUAGAAAAAUUAUUGUCUUAAACGAUGACGAAUGCGAUACUAAAAAACCAGACACAGAAAAAAAAUGCCAGCUACGUCCAUGUGAGGGUGUCGAUUGGGUGACUUCUGCGUGGUCAGGAUGUGGUGAUUGUAAUUUGGAUUUCGAAACUAGACAAGUGAUUUGUGCAAAUGCUAAAGGAAAAUUAUAUGAUACUAAAUUUUGUAAGAAUUCAAAAUAUCCAGAAGUCAUAAGAAAUUGCACUCCUUCAGAUGCAUGCGAGUAUCAGUGGUACGCCACUCAAUGGAGUGAGUGUUCAUCAAAAUGCAGCACUGGGAAACAAAUUAGAAAAGUUUUUUGUGGAUCUUUAGUUGGUGAAUCGAUCAAAAAAGUUGAUAAUGUAAAAUGUGAUCCAAGCAAAAAAUAUGAAGAUACUAAAAACUGUACUGGAAAAGAAACGUGCAAAGGAGAAUGGUUUUCAGGCCCUUGGACUGCAUGUUCAAAACCUUGUGGUUCUGGAGAAAAGAGUAGGAAAGUAUUUUGUAUGGUUGGAAACUCCACUGUGGACGCUAGUCAGUGUAAACCUGAAACACUUUUAUACACUAGUGAUGAAUGUAAUAAACAGCCUUGUGGUGAAGACCAAAUUAUGCCUGUUGAGUCUAAGAAACCAAUUACGGAAGAAGAUACGCUCGAAGAAGAAGAAUGUGAAGAUGAAAUGAUAACUGUUACGCCAUUUGCAAUUGAACCGGAUUAUGAAGCUACAACAUUGUCCUACACACAAUCACCCGAUGAUAAUAUGAUUGAUACAGAUUCAAAAAAUACAAUGAAAUCUGAAGAAUCAAAUAUAUUUACUACAGAUUCAAUAGACUCUGAAAAAGGAAGCACUACUCUUUCAGAAAUAAAAGUAACAUCUACAGAAAAAAAACCAAAAUCUAUUACUACUACUUCCCCAACCAAACGUAAAAAGAGACAAGCAAUCUUAGAUGCUAAACUUAAUUUUCCCAAUGCUAAAACUACUAAUAUCCCUAACAUUUCAAAUGAUUUAUCGAGUACCUUUGAGUCCUCGACCAUUAUUUCAACAACGGAAAUGUCAACCACUGAUAUAUCAACCACAGAUAUUUCAACAACCGAUCCAACAACUAUUGACACGCCAACAACAAUUGAUGUUUCCUCGACAGUUGACACUGUUACACCAGUUUCUUCGGCGUCACCGUCAACAUCUCCUGAACCAACAACAAUUACAUCUCAGACUGAAACACUUCAAACUGAAACAAUGACGAGUAAUGGAAAUAUAUCAUCUUCAGUGGAUAUUUCAUCAUCUACAGCUGAUUCUAGUACCGAAAAUAGUGAUAAAACCACUCCUAUGGAGUUAACAACUGUGCCAAUGUCUUCCACUGAUACAGAAAGCACUGCAGUAUCUGAUUUAAUUACUGAAACAAGUACGGAUGCAAUUUCCAGUACUGAUAUUACAUCAACCAUCAACUUAUCAUCAAGCACCGAACUAUCUACAUCUCCUUCAUCGUCAGAAACAAUCGCAUCAUCAACCGAGAUAUCAGUUAGCACUUCUGACUAUACUAGUGAAACAUCUGUAGUUAUGACAACAUUAACUGCAGUGACUAAUUCAACUAAAAAAACGAAUCCAUUGAUUGCGGCUUCAAAGAAGAGCAAACGUAUUUGUAAGAAGAAAAAGAAAUUGGUUGGUUGCCAGACAUCAGAAUUUGGGUGUUGUUUUGAUGACAAAACGCCUGCUAAAGGACCGUUUAGUGCUGGUUGCCCAGAUGUACAUACUUGCAAAGACACAGAACAUAACUGUUGUUCGGAUGGUGUGACUCCUGCAACUGGUCCUAAAAAUGAAGGAUGUCCUCCUUCUGUGUGCAACGCUACUUUGUACGGUUGCUGUACAGAUGGCUAUAGUAUUUCACUAGGAAAUGAUUUUGAAGGAUGUCCUGUUGAAGUAACUACGCCUGUCUUGACAACGACAUUGACACCAGAUCUCGGAUGCAAAAAUACUCAAUUUGGUUGUUGUCCAAAUGGAAUGACUCCUGCUACAGGACCUAGUUUCCAAGGAUGUUAUGAAUGCGUUGAAGGAUCAGGAGAAUGUGAUUCGUGUUUAGAAACAACAUAUGGUUGUUGUGCAGAUAAUGUUACUGCAGCUACAGGACCAAACAUGACUGGUUGCCCAGACUCCCAAGAUAAUUUGACAACUGAUGGUUUCAUUUCUAUAACAUCUACUUCAGAACCACUGACAGACUCAUGUCAAUUAUCAGAAUUUGGAUGCUGUCCUGAUGGAGUAACAUCAGCAUCAGGGUAUAAUCUUGAAGGGUGUAUAGGAGUUGAUUUCGAUAAUUGUACUUAUAAUGAAAACGACACAGAAUGUCUAUCUGCGUGUGCUAAAGAACAAUUUGGAUGCUGUGACGAUAAUACUACUGCUGCACAUGGACCAAAUAAAGAAGGCUGUUGCCUAUAUUCCCAAUAUGGCUGUUGUCCAGACAAUAUAGUACCAGCUAAUGGACCUAGUCUACAAGGUUGUGGAUGUAUUUAUACGCCAUUUGGAUGUUGCCCGGACAAUACUACAACUGCUAGAGGACCAAAUAACUCUGGCUGUAGUUGCCAAUACACCGAACAUAAAUGCUGUCCAGAUAAUUUCACACCAGCUUCAGGGCCUCAGUACCAAGGUUGUGCAUGUCAUACAUACCAGUUUGGUUGCUGUCCCGAUGGUAUUACUAAAGCAAUUGGUCCAAAUUCGCAAGGGUGUGGUUGUGAAUAUACUCAAUACGGAUGUUGUAGUGAUAAAAAUACACCAGCUCCAGAUGAAACUAAAAACUGUAGUUGCGAGGCAUCUAAAUAUGGAUGUUGUUUAGAUGGUAUAACUGAGUCUAAAGGGGAAAAUUUCGAAGGAUGUCAAUCUAAACCUAUUCUACCUGGAGAUAGAUGCAAAGAGCCCAAAGACCGCGGUAGCUGUUCAGAUUUCACAGUUAAAUGGUUCUUUGAUACUGAGUAUGGUGGUUGUUCAAGAUUUUGGUAUGGUGGAUGUAAUGGAAAUAAUAACCGUUUCAAAACGCAAGAAGAAUGUAAAGAUAUAUGUGUUGAACCAUCUGGCCGAGAUGUAUGUUACUUACCAAAAAGCGUGGGACCAUGUGAAGGAUAUUACCCUACUUGGUACUACGAUCAAGACCGAAAACAAUGUGCGCAAUUUGUUUAUGGUGGAUGCCUUGGUAAUAAUAACAAAUUCCAAACACGUGAAGAAUGUGAACAUCUUUGUGUUAUUCCUGAUACUCUGGACCCUUGUGAGCAACCACUUACGCCUGGACCUUGUAAAGGAAACUUCUCACGUUGGUAUUAUGACAAAUCAACACGUUCCUGUUCGCAAUUUAACUAUGGUGGUUGUAAAGGAACUCAAAAUAAUUUCUUGAAUAAAGAGUCAUGCAAUCAUAAAUGUAUAAACCCACUCAAAACCCAAGAAGAACUAGACGAAGAUGUUUGCAAAUUACCAAAGGACUCUGGUCCAUGUGAGGGUAAUAAAGUCUAUUGGUAUUAUAACCAUGAAAAGACGAAAUGUAGGAAAUUCGUGUAUGGAGGUUGUGGUGGAAACAGAAAUAGGUUUCAUUCACAAUCAGAUUGUAUAACGAAUUGUUAUUCAGAGUUAUUAAUUAAAGAAAUUGAUACAUGUAAAUUACCCGCUCUUGUCGGUGAAUGUCAUGAUUACGUAAAUCGUUGGUACUUUAACUCUUUGGAUGGUCGUUGUAGACAAUUUUACUAUGGUGGUUGCGGAGGAAAUGAAAAUAAUUUUGAAACAGAAUAUAACUGUGAAAAUAAAUGUAUCGAUUCUGGUCGUAUUACAACUCUAGCACCUCCUCAAUUUUCAAUAGACAAAUGCUUCUUGCCCCAAGACCGAGGUAAUUGUAGCAAUAUGUCUUCCAAAUAUUUCUAUGAUAGACAAGACGGCGUUUGCAAACCAUUCAUGUACGGUGGUUGUGGAGGUAAUGACAACCGCUUUGAUUCUAAACAAGAAUGUGAACGACAGUGUUUCGAUGCGCAAGAUCUAUGUCAGUUGCCGAAAGUAGAAGGACCGUGUAGAGGAGAUUUCAGACAAUGGUAUUAUGAUAAAAAUAGCGAUAGAUGUUUCCAAUUCCAAUAUGGUGGAUGUCGAGGAAACACUAACCGCUUUAAUGACCGACAAACAUGUGAAACACGUUGUGUACAAAAUGCCGUAACAGUUGCUUCACCAGUAAUACCUGCAACACGACCAAGCGACGUUUGUCUAAUUCCGCUUGAUCCUGGUCCUUGUCUUCAAACUGUUGAUAUGUGGUAUUUCAAAACAUCUUCGAGGCGAUGUGAAUCUUUUCCAUAUAGUGGUUGUGAAGGAAAUGCUAAUAAAUUCGAAUCGGUUGAAGAAUGCGAAAGAAUUUGCCACCCAUAUAUUGAUCCAAAUGCAAAUACAGUUGUAGAGGAAACACCAAUUUCAAAACCAGAUGAACCACAAAUAUCUACAGAUAUUUGUGAAGCAGGGAAAUUACGUUGUAAACAACUUUCUGAAGAAGCAACCAGAUGUCCUUAUGGACUUGAACAAUGGAUUAAUUCUGUUGGUUGUGAAGACUGCAGAUGUUUUAAUCCUUGCUUGCCAGCACCAGAUCAGAAAUCAGUUUGCCCGGCAGAUUAUCAAUGUAUAGUGGACGUAAUUACGUCAGACAACGGAGACUCGAAAUACAAGGCCACGUGUAGACCAGUAUUCAAGCCAGGAGAAUGUCCUCAAAUUGCCGUCUACCAGAGUGACUGCGCUGAACAAUGUAGAACAGAUGCUGAUUGCGUGGGAGACGACAAGUGUUGUUACAAUGGAUGUGGUACUUUCUGCUUACGUCCACAGCAAUCCACCUCAACGACGACGACGCCGUCGACGACCACUGCGGUUACUCAAGAAAAAGAAUCGCCUCCGCAAAUCGUCACCGUUGAUUCAAACGUAGAAGCUGAUGAAGGCAACUUUGCUACUCUUAGGUGCAUAGUCAUCGGUACACCUACGCCGACGAUCGUUUGGCAGAAGAACACCACACUGAUCGACGGAUCGGGUGGUCAUUACAAGCUGUUUGCCGAUGGUACACUACAGAUCAUUGGACUGUACAAAUACGAUUCGGGAGUGUACAUUUGCAUGGCCAGCAACGGUAUUGGUGAACCAAUCAGAAGAGAGGUUUACUUGACGGUCAAAGACCCGUCCCCACGACCCGCAAACGUUAUCGGCGAGGAGAGCACGGCCGUCAUCGUCGCCCUCAAUAGCCCCACUGUGCUGCAGUGCUACGCAGUCGGCUGGCCACGGCCGUUCGUCACUUGGUGGCGGGCCGACCGGAUGUUGCCGAUGACGUCCGAAACGUUCGAACAGCGGAACGACCAUUCGCUGUACAUCCGGAUGGUGACAAUCAACGUACUUGGUCCGUACACGUGCCAAGUGUACAACGGCAUCGGUCGGGCGUCCUCGUGGAGCGUCACCCUCCAGGCGCACGGCACUGCCGUAAACCAACCGUACAAUCCGUACCUGGUGCCACCACCCAGGCACCCAGGCACCGGCGACGUGAUCCGACUCAAGCCGAUCGUCGUCAGGCUCACCAGGCCGCCGCCCAUCUACAGGACGGUCACCUCGCAACGCUCCGACAUCGAGACCACGCAGGCGACGCAGCAAAAGGUCUUCACCGUCCCCGUACGAGUUAAUAUAUCUUUGCCUACCACAACGAUCGCCGUCGGUUCAGACUUGACGAUACCUUGUUCGGUGGACGGUUAUCCGAUACCCACUGUGACCUGGUACAAAGACGGGCAAAUAUUACGAAACAAUGAACGGACUCAAGCGACCGAAAACAAGUUGGUCGUCGUCCGUACGAAUGCGUCGGAUUCGGGUUCUUAUAAAUGUGAAGCGUACAACUCGUACAGCUCCGAUGAGAAAACCGUAAACAUUACAAUAGAAGGCUUGUACAUCCAUCCAAACUGCACGGACAGCCGGUUCUUCGCCAAUUGUUCUCUGAUCGUGAAGGGAUCCUACUGUAAUCAUCCGUACUACAAGAAGUUCUGCUGCGAGUCGUGCACGCGGGCCGGACAGUUGCCGGCCAACGACUAUCAAUCAAACUUCCCGUACAUCAGCACUACAAUCAGACGGUUCAGAAGAGAUCUAGUCAACAAACUCCAGAGUUUGAACUUAUUCUGAGUGGAGAGCAACGGCUGAUCACGUUGAGUUUUAGUCAUAAAUACAACAUUUUAAAUAUUAUUAUACAUUAUAAGACAAAAUCAGAAUAAUACAAAUUUAGAUAAUAAUAUCGCCACACUAUAUAAUAAUAUAUUUUUAUUAUUUGUUCGCGUCACAUAAUAAUUGUAUUAUUGUCAUCAUCUUAUUAUUAUUAUUAUUAUUAUAUAACUAUCAUAAUUAUUAUACUAUUACUAUUAUUAUUAUAAUUAUCACAAACCGGAAUUUUAUUCGUUCCAAACGACAAUAAUGCCUCAAAGGUUUCGUCGUAGGUAAUUUAAUAAUUUUCAAAAAUUAUGCACAGUCAUUCCACGCAAUGUUUUAUUAUAUUAUUAUACUACAUCAUAUUAUAUAUUUUAGUUUUUAUAGACCAUAUUUCAAUUUAAACACAUUCAUUUUUCAAAUUUUUUUUUUUGUUUAACCAGUACCUAAUAAUCAGUUAUAUAUAUAUUUAAUCAGUUCCUAAUAAUAGUUACUCGUUAUUGGGAAGAGUAUUUAAAUAUUACUUUAUGUACUUUAGAUAGUUGGAAUUAUCCAUUUAUUAUAUUAAACCUAUGAUAAAGUAUAUAAUAUGUUCACUUAAAAACGUAUAACAUUUCCUUUUCGAUACUGUAUUAAAUAUUAUUUUUCUGUAUGUUGGUUAUAAUUAUAAAUAAUAUUACCUAUUUUAAGUUUACUGCAUUAUUACAAUUUAAGAUAAUAAUUUCAUUUUAUUUUCCAAUUAUAACGCGUAUAUUAACAUUUAAGUUUUGUGUUCAGGUUUAUAUAAGUUACCUUUAAGAGAUACUAAUUUUAUAUUUUGUGGCCAUUAAACUGUGCUUUAAAAUACAAAAAAUUGAUAGACUUUUCACAUAUCCUUGUAUUUUGUUCAUUAGGUAAUU